CGUGCAUCAAUCGUUAUUCACUUGUUUGUACCGUGCAACAUUCAUUUCUGCACAGCAGCGAUGCAAACUAUUAGAUGUUAUUAAGCGUCUCCGUAAAGGGACUGAGAGUUGUUUCUCUUUGAUUUUGAUUUUUGAUUUUCAUUUUGAUUUUGAUUUGAUCUUGAUUGUGUUAGUUAUUGCUAUUACUUGCUAUUUACCAUUCAUUGUUUUUGCUUGUUUUUACUGCUCUCACACCGUACCCCUCCAAUCGAAACAAUGUCCAAUUACCAUGGAGAUCAUAUAUCGAGAUCUAGAUCCAAGGUCAAACCUGUUUUUAAAAAGCUGAUACAAAGCGAAAAGAAUUCACUAGAUCUGGAUCGCUCUGCUGCGGAACAACAAGAUGCCCUCGGGAUAUUUGAUUAUGGUGCUGGAUACAGUUCUCGCUCCUCUUACGACAUUGCAUACAACAGUCGAGAAGGAGGUAGAAGGGGGUUUCAUGCUCGUUCAACCAGCGGCACAUCUCAAUUUUCAACAACAACAACAGGCAGUGGCCCACGUUCUGGACCAUUCGUACAUCCUUUCCAGCAAACACCCCGACCUUACACUCCGCCGUUAGGUGCUUCCUAUCAAAACUCAAUUCGCGAAAGUGAAGCAACAAACAGCAGCCCUGCACUUACCGAAGAUGAGGAUCAGUUACGGCAUACUUUCCGUAGUACAGCCAAUUUAUCAAAUCAAGCAAACUCUAUGAGCAGUUCGGCGAAUCCUCUCUUGCAGCAAACCCUAAGGAUUCAAACAAAGCUACCCCCGACCUCCUCAAGACUUGGACUUGCGACGUCACGCACAAGUCUCUCCCUGACCCCUGAAGUACCCUCACCACUCGACACCAUGUCACCUACUACACCAGCUAUCCGGCGAUCCAUGGAAGGAUUUCGAAUUCGAAGUCGCAGUGAUGUUGAUAAUCGUCUGCGAUCGGAAACAAUACAAGAGGCACGCCGCAAGUUCCAAGAGAAAGAGAAGGCCAAAGAAGAAAAGGCGGCGAGGGAGGAAAUUCGAGCAAUGGAGAAGAAACAACAAAAGGAAGCAAGGCAGAUUGAAAGGGGACAUCGUCGUUCAUCUGCCAGUGACAACCUACCUACAAGAUCAAAGCGUUCCAAAUCUGACCUUACUAUACAUGAGAAAAGUGAAGGACUUUAUGGCCAGAGUUAUAAUACUGCAACUAUUUCUACUCCCCCAUUCCUUACCGAGGAACAGGGUUCACCUGGAGGAAGAAGUCAUACCACCAGGUCAAAUACCAAGAAGAAAACACACAGUGCUUGGACAAAACUCAUGAUGUGGUUAAGGACUCGGUUCUUGCGACUGGGUAAGAAGACUAGCAAGAAAUAACAUAUAUUGUCUUGAUCAAUGGAGCUGGGAUAGAGAUGUGAAGAUAUCAUACACCCACCUUACACUUUUAUCAACGGGUAUACCUCACACAUAUCCCAACCAUCCUCCAUCCUCCAUCUCCUGGAUAAGGCUUCCUGUCCACUUUCUUACUCUCUUUAAACAUAAUUUUGGGAUUUAUUUUGUCCUCUGGACAGGCGUUAGGCAGAUUCAAACAUGAUUCAUACCAGAGGACCGGCAUCGAAAUAUUUCGACUGCUUUUGUUUUUUCCCGUCACAUGCGACACAUCAGCGAGGCGUUUGGUUCACUCGUUUUUUUUUUAAAGUACAUUAAAGUACUUCUUUCUGGGAACAGGACCUCUGAUUAGGGAGAUUUUACAUAUUGGUGUUUGAUGGGGUUUGGUGCUUUGAUCAUUUUCCUUUUAUUGCUGGGCAAAGCAUCUUGCUUGCUCUUUGCAUACACAUGGAGGAGCUUUGGUUUUUAGGAAGUUUGUGUCUUUCUAUACUUGGAAGGGGGGAUUUAUGGGGUGUCUCUGUUCUUAGACUGGAUGGGAAUCGCUUGGGGACACAGAUUUGAUUUGCUUUUCUGGUGAUGGAAUGAGUGCAAUGGUGAUGGUGAUUGAGGGAGGAAGUGAAGUGAAAGUGGCUUGCAUGCCUUCAUGUAGCUAGCUAUCUUUGGAUAGGAGAUUGUGGUAUGCUUGGGAUAGAUAGGAUAAGCACAAUUAAAAAAACUUCCUUUUACAUUUUUUUGCUU
Sclerotinia trifoliorum is the source of this 2112-nucleotide messenger RNA. NCBI's taxonomy places the organism in Eukaryota, Fungi, Ascomycota, Leotiomycetes, Helotiales, Sclerotiniaceae. The record is from the annotation of a GenBank genome assembly.